This is a messenger RNA of Catharus ustulatus (Swainson's thrush), 1218 nucleotides long. RefSeq names its product adaptor related protein complex 3 subunit sigma 2 (gene AP3S2). The transcript has 6 exons. The record is from RefSeq and is a predicted model, not a curated record. The coding region runs from base 89 to 670 and encodes 193 amino acids. Gene Ontology annotation, cellular component: intracellular membrane-bounded organelle; membrane coat; AP-3 adaptor complex. Gene Ontology annotation, biological process: intracellular protein transport; Golgi to vacuole transport. Lineage: Eukaryota; Metazoa; Chordata; Aves; Passeriformes; Turdidae.
GCUUCCGGGGCGGCCGAGGGGCUUCCUGCGGCGGGUCUGCGGCCCGGCGCUGCUGGCAGUGCUGCUCCCGGCCCAAGGCGCCGCCGGGAUGAUCAACGCCAUCCUCGUGUUCAACAACCACGGCAAACCGCGGCUCGUCCGCUUCUACCAGCACCUGGCAGAAGAGGUGCAGCAGCAGAUCAUCCGUGACACCUUCCACCUGGUGCUGAAGCGCGAUGACCACAUCUGCAACUUCCUCGAGUGCGGCAGCCUGUUCGGCGGCUCGGACUACAAGCUGAUCUACCGGCACUACGCCACGCUGUACUUCGUGUUCUGCGUGGACUCCUCGGAGAGCGAGCUGGGCAUCCUGGACCUCAUCCAGGUGUUUGUGGAGACGCUGGACAAGUGCUUUGAGAAUGUCUGUGAACUGGACCUCAUCUUCCACAUGGACAAGGUCCACCACAUCCUGCAGGAGAUGGUGAUCGGCGGGAUGGUGCUGGAGACCAACAUGAACGAGAUUGUGGCACAGGUGGAGGCCCAGGGCAAGCUGGAGAAGGCAGAGGGAGGCCUCUCAGCUGCUCCUUCCCGCGCUGUGUCGGCCGUGAAGAACAUCAACCUGCCCGAGAUCCCCCGCAACAUCAACAUCGGGGACAUCAACAUCAAAGUGCCCAACCUGUCACAGUUCAUGUGAGCAGCCCGGGCUGGGGAGCUGCCAGCUGAGCACAGCUGGGGUCCCUGGCUCCUCCUGGGCCCUGCCCAUGUGGCACACGGGAGCUGAUGGUGGCCGAGGGCAGGGAGAGUGGCAGGGCUCAGAGAACGGGCUGGGGGGUCCCUCCCGCUGGACCUGGGCUCAGUUCUGCUCUCUGCUCCCCCAACAAGGAGGGUGCCCUUCCUUCCCCCUGUCCCUGGGGAUGUGCAGCCUCUCCUCCCUGUGGGGAAGAGCUGGCUUCUGCCUUUCCUGGGAUUCUUGGGAUUCCCAGUGGUGAAGGUGUGCCUGUAGUGCUGGCUCUGUCAUCCUCCCAGCCAUGGCUGUCCCCUGCCCUGGCCCUGCUGCCUGUGCUGGGCCCCAGCUGGGAGGGGGUCACUCAUGGGCUCUGGGGACCCUGUGGGGACAUGCUGGAGGGGGGAUGUGGCAGCAGGAGGGCUGGGAGCUGAGUGACCCGGGGGACGGGCAGGGUCAGGCCAGGCUGGGGCUGCUGGAGUGUGUCCCUGUGUCCCAAUAAACUUCCCUUGAACCUG